UAUGCUAGCCAAUAAUCGGAGAUUUUAUAUUGUAGCUUCCGUUGCCAAAAACUUGAGAAUCGAGAAUUGAGCUCAUCCAUAGAGUUGAGAUCACUCUGAAGUCUGAUACCAAAUUGGACCGGAGCUAAAUACUCGGUCUUCUUCCUCUUUCGAUAAUGGAGCUAUUAAUUGCCAAGCUAUUACUAAGUCUUUGCUUCAUACAACUCUCCAGUUCGAGAGUUGAGAUGACUCAGAAGAAGCCUACCGUUGUCCUCACCAUCGAGAGUCCAGAUGGCGACAUCAUCGACUGCGUCCCUGUGAGAGAGCAGCCAGCGUUUGAUCACCCGCUCCUGCGAAAUCACAAGAUUCAGUAUGCACCUGCAGGAUUACCAAAGAUGAUCACAAAAAUAGAAGAGAAAAGAGUGUCGCAAAUGUGGAACCGAAAUGGCACAAGCUGUCCAGACAAUACCGUGCCCAUAAGACGUAGCACGAGCAUGGCCAAAAAAUUUGGUAAAAAACAUUGGACCGACUUUCCAUACCCCGCCGAGGAAGGACACGAGUACGCCAUUGGAGAGAUGGUAUAUUUACGGGGAAUAUAUGGAACACAAGCGACGAUGAAUGUGUGGGAUCCAGUUGUAGAACAAGGAACAAACGAGUUUAGUUUGUCGCAGAUUUGGCUUGUCGCCGGACAUUACAACGAAUCUGAUCUUAACACCAUUGAAGCUGGUUGGCAGGUUUUUCCUGAUCGUUAUCAUGACACCCAGCCACGACUUUUCAUUUAUUGGACGAGAGACACAUAUCAAAAGACAGGGUGUCUCAACUUCGAUUGUCCUGGUUUUGUACAAGUCAGUAACGACUUUGCGAUAGGUGGUGCCUUUUCUCCGAUCUCUUCUUAUGGCGGCAACCAAUAUGACCUAACCAUGGUCAUAUGGAAGGAUACUAACGAUGGGAACUGGGGGCUGGGUAUUGGCCAAUCAUUUGUUGGCUAUUGGCCGGCAAAACUGUUUACACAUCUAGCUGAUGGCCCUGCAAGGUUGGUGCAGUUGGGUGGCGAGGUUGUGAACACACACAGCUAUGGCCAGCAUACGACCACACAGAUGGGUUCAGGCCACUUUGCCGAGGAAGGCUUCGGAAAAGCCAGUUUCUUUCGAAAUCUUGGCAUCAUUGAUUACCUCUACUACUUGCAACCGGUCCAAGACUUUAUCCUUCAGACGCGGAACACCACAUGUUACAACGCGUUGAAGGCUUAUACUAAGGAGUGGGGAACUCAUUUUUAUUAUGGUGGCCCGGGAUUCAAUGUCUUAUGUCCUUAGGUUUCGGGUUUUCUUUGAGUGGAGUGAGAUAUGUGAAAUAAACUCGUUUGUGUUGUAAGACUCUUUACCUUGUUUUCUCUGUCUCUGAGAUUUAUGGCAUUUGUAAUAACUAACAUUGUCAAGAAGCCUUAAAUUGUAAAGAGGUUUCUUAUUGAUA
Messenger RNA from Eutrema salsugineum, 1449 nucleotides. RefSeq lists its product as uncharacterized. The record is from RefSeq and is a predicted model, not a curated record. The transcript is spliced from 7 exons. NCBI's taxonomy places the organism in Eukaryota, Viridiplantae, Streptophyta, Magnoliopsida, Brassicales, Brassicaceae. Bases 156 to 1292 code for a protein of 378 amino acids.